Molecule: messenger RNA, 1299 nt
Organism: Carya illinoinensis
Lineage: Eukaryota; Viridiplantae; Streptophyta; Magnoliopsida; Fagales; Juglandaceae
Product: 2-hydroxyisoflavanone dehydratase-like
Exons: 1
Coding region: 168-1070 (300 amino acids)
Molecular function (GO): hydrolase activity
Source: RefSeq, a predicted model, not a curated record
AAAGUAACGUAAAUCUAGUUUAUUUGUUCGGGUUAGUAUAUUUCUAUUUAGUUUUCAUUCCAUCUUAUAAAUGCCCUUCCUUCUCUUCAUUCUGCCCACAAGCAUUAACAAAGCCAACCUCUCCCAUUGAGAGAAGUGUAUAAAUCUUUGUCAUCCUCUUCCUUCAAAUGGAGUCGGUUGGCAAUGAAAUAACCCAUGAAUUUCGUUUCUUCCGGGUACACAGAGAUGGUCGGAUCGAAAAAUUCAUCCCGACGCAUAAAAUCCCACCCUUCAACGACCCAACUACAGGGGUCCAAUCCAAGGACGUAGUUAUUUCAAAUAAACUUCCUGUAUCCGCCCGGAUAUUCCUACCCCGGAUCAUUGACACUACUCGGAAACUUCCGGUACUCUUCUACAUCCAUGGCGGUGCCUUCUGCUUCGAGUCUGCCUUCUCUCCGAUGUACCACAAGCACGUCGCCUCCUUGGCUGCUAAAGCCAAUGCCAUCGCUGUCUCGGUUGAGUAUGGGCUUUUCCCGGAGCGGCCCCCACCCGCUUGUUAUGAGGACUCGUGGGCGGGGCUCCAAUGGAUCGCAUCUCAUGCGAAUGGAAACGGGCCGGAGCCAUGGUUGAAUGAACAUGCAGAUCUUAACCGGGUUUUUGUCGGUGGAGAUAGUGGGGGAGGGAACAUUACUCACACGCUGGUCGUUCGGGUCGGAUCUAUAGGGCUACCGGGCUUGAAGGUUAUUGGGGCGAUUUUGGUGCACCCGUUUUUUGGUGGCAUGGAGGAUGAUGAGAUGUGGUUGUAUAUGUUCCCAACGAGUGGUGGGUUGGAGGAUCCGAGACUGAAACCGCCCGCAGAGGAACUGAGUAGGCUGGGGUGCGAGAGGAUGCUGAUAUUUUUUGCUGAAAAUGACCAUUUAAGAGGCGUAGGCGGAUCUUAUUACGAGGAAUUGAAGAAGAGCGGGUGGGGUGGGAGUGUGGAGGUUGUGGAGCAUCAGGGAGAGGAUCAUAUUUUCCAUCUUAUGAAGCCAGAUUCUGAAAAUGCCAUUGAUUUGGUGAACAAGUUUGCAUCCUUUAUCGUCCAUGGCUAAUUUGCUACAAGGCAACGAUGGAUCCCUCGGCAUAGCCUUAUGCCAUAUCAUUAUGUUAGCUAUAUAUUCGUACGUAUUUGUUAAGAGUAGCUUAUGUUUGAAUGUGAUUUAAAUAAUCGGUAAAUAGUAGUAAGAAAUAAUGAAUAAUAAUAAAAAGAUAGUUAAUAGUUAGUUUAUUGAUAAUCUGUUUAUAAAUAAUAAUGAAGUAACGAUUACUUCACUAACCAAA